This is a messenger RNA of Stegodyphus dumicola, 582 nucleotides long. Its product is annotated as betaine--homocysteine S-methyltransferase 1-like. Gene Ontology annotation, molecular function: betaine-homocysteine S-methyltransferase activity. The record is from RefSeq and is a predicted model, not a curated record. NCBI's taxonomy places the organism in Eukaryota, Metazoa, Arthropoda, Arachnida, Araneae, Eresidae.
AUGGGUGGUUGUGCUGCACCAAAUUGUUCGAAUCAGUCUAAAAAUAACUUUAGGAUGUUUCGUUUCCCUAGAAAUGAAGAAAGACGAAGAAAAUGGAUAGUUAAUUCUCGUCGAGAUCAAUGGAUCCCGGGCCCAGGAGCGUAUCUUUGUGAGGUACAUUUUGAAGAAAAUCAAUAUGAAUGCUCUAGGCAAGAUGGACGUAAAAAACUAAAGCCCAAUGCUGUGCCAACUCUUUUCAAUGUGCCUAAUCCUCCACAACUGUUGACUCCACAGCAUCUGAAAGGCAUUGGUUUACUAAAGCAUCAUUCAGUGACAUCCAAUUUUUGUAAUGUAAAAAAAGGUCUUUUAGAUCGUCUCAAGGAGGGCAUUGUUAUAGGUGAUGGUGGAUUUGUGUUUUCAUUAGAAAAACGAGGUUACGUCAAAGCAGGACCGUGGACUCCAGAAGCAGCUGUAGAACACCCAGAUGCUGGCACAUCUAGAGGAGUAUGCUUAUUUUGGAUGAAGAUGGACUUUCACUCAUCUUUUGUUCAUAUAAAUUAUUAGUUUCUUCAACUAUUAUGUUCAUUAGAUAAUAAAAAAAGG